Prunus armeniaca (apricot) is the source of this 570-nucleotide messenger RNA. The record is from the annotation of a GenBank genome assembly. NCBI's taxonomy places the organism in Eukaryota, Viridiplantae, Streptophyta, Magnoliopsida, Rosales, Rosaceae.
AUGGUGAAGAGAGAAGGGUGGAAGAGGGCGCAGGUAGGCAGUUCAAGAGGUCCUAGGCAGGUCGAGCAGGAGGCAAGGACAAGGAUUAGAGCAUACUGCUCAACACGCUGGAAGAAAAACGCUCGCCUGCUCGCUUUGGAAAAGCCAACUCACAGCGACAAGCCACAGAGGAUCCCUCACAAGCGCAGUCUACCAAUAUGUCGUGCAGACUUGAAGAUUGGAGGAGAUUUCGAAAAUGCUCUGUGCAAGGUGGUGGACAAAGUGAACUCCUCAUUGUUCAUCGCUGAGAUCGAGCAGGCGGCUCCACCGAAGUUGAUCAGCUGCUUCAAGGAACUGGCUUUUGUCUUCACAAAUGAGUACAUUUGCUACAGGACGAUCAAGAAACAAGCCAACCACCUGUUCAACCUACGUAAGAAGUCUGAUGAGUCCCUUCGAGACUACAUCAAAAGAUUCAAGGCAGAGAAAACCAACAUUGUGGGAUGCGAUGAUCUAAUCGUAUCAUCUGCUUUCAAGAAGAGCUUACAAGCUAAGAUUCAAGGUAGAGAAAACCAACAUUGUGGGAUGCGAUGA